This is a messenger RNA of Glycine soja, 1329 nucleotides long. RefSeq names its product syntaxin-22-like. Gene Ontology annotation, molecular function: SNARE binding; SNAP receptor activity. The record is from RefSeq and is a predicted model, not a curated record. NCBI's taxonomy places the organism in Eukaryota, Viridiplantae, Streptophyta, Magnoliopsida, Fabales, Fabaceae. The coding region runs from base 70 to 867 and encodes 265 amino acids. Gene Ontology annotation, biological process: vesicle fusion; intracellular protein transport; vesicle-mediated transport. Gene Ontology annotation, cellular component: SNARE complex; membrane; endomembrane system. The transcript has 7 exons.
GAAAUCAUAUUCCUCUCACUGUCUCGAAGCAAGUAACUUUUUUGCUUCAAUUUCAUAAUUCCAUCAGCCAUGAGUUUUCAAGACAUCCAAGGUGGGCCCAACCCUCCCUCUCGCCGGAACCAGUCCCCGUCGCAGGCCGUUGCCGCCGGAAUUUUCCAGAUCAACACCGCCGUCGCUACUUUCCGGCGACUCGUCGAUGGCGUUGGAACCGUUAAAGACACUCCCGAACACCGUCAGAAACUGCACAAUACGAGGCAGAGAAUAUUGCUGCUGGUGAAAGAUAGUUCUGCUAAGCUCAAAUCCUUGACUGAAUCUGAUCGUGAUGCUAAUGCCAAUGCUAGUAAGAAAAUUGAGGAUGCUAAGCUUGCAAGAGAUUUCCAAACCACAUUGCAAGAGUUCCAGAAAGUACAACAGCUUGCCUCUGAGCGCGAAUCAGCUUAUACCCCUGCUGCCCCUUCUUCUUUACCAACAAGCUCUGGCUCUGGUGAAGAAUCGGUUGGGAUAGACGUGGAAAGCCAACCUUUUAUCAGAGAGCAUAAGAGGCAAGAGAUACUUCUGUUGGACAAUGAAAUAUCCUUCAAUGAGGCCAUGAUUGAAGAAAGAGAACAGGGAAUUAGAGAGGUAGAAGAGCAAAUUGGACAAGCAAAUGAAAUAUUCAAGGACCUAGCUGUUCUGGUUCAUGAUCAGGGUGUUGUUAUUGAUGACAUUCAUUCAAAUAUUGAUGCUUCUGCUGGUGCAACAACCCAAGCUAGGGUCCAGCUAGCUAAGGCUUCCAAAAGUGUGAAAUCCAAAACCUCAUGGUGUUGGUGGUUGCUUGCAAUUUUUGUGGUCGUGCUUGUCAUCUUACUUGUUGUACUCAUUUUUUAGUGUGCAAGUGCCUACAAGCUGGACAGAUUUUUCAUCCCAUAUUUCGUGAGUGUUUUGUUGUGUGAAGAGUGUUUUGACCAAAAGAAAUGUGUUAGAAAGUACUGCACUGCAGUUUGAUAUGCUGACUGCGCAUUUGCAGGUGGAAGUUGGAAGAAGUUAGUGAGGUAAAGCGAUUAUAAGAAGAGUCCUGUAUUUGUAAUGUAAAUUUGCAACAUAGAAUUUGUACUUUCUAUUUAAACAUGAAUUCAAAAGCCAUUACCAAUUUGUUGAUGACUUGAUGGCUAGUGCCUUCCCUGUGCUUAUCUUAACGUCCAUGCUGCAUUGUCUGUGUAAAUUCUCCCUUCCAACCCUCUCUUCUGCGUAUUUGUUUAGCUUCGCAUUCAAGCAACAAUCUGUUUCUGUAUUCGAAUUAUGAUAUUAUGGACUUUUUAUUACUUAAUUGAAGCUUGCUUAUCCCUUCAA